Molecule: messenger RNA, 1431 nt
Organism: Colletotrichum navitas
Lineage: Eukaryota; Fungi; Ascomycota; Sordariomycetes; Glomerellales; Glomerellaceae
Product: eukaryotic aspartyl protease
Exons: 2
Coding region: 1-1431 (476 amino acids)
Biological process (GO): proteolysis
Molecular function (GO): aspartic-type endopeptidase activity
Source: RefSeq, a predicted model, not a curated record
AUGAGGUCAACAACACUGUUCGCCUUGGCGGCUUCGCUUCUGUCCGUCGAUGGGCUGGUACUCAGGAAGAGUGAGGGCAAUGCGCCAAAAGUUGUGGGUUUGGAUCUGCACAGAGCAACGAUACCAUACACCCGCAACAGAAAGGAUAUGCUGCGGAAGAGGGGUUCUGUACAAGCCGCUCUGAGCAACUUGGAAACAUUGUACUUUGUCAAUGGCUCCGUCGGAACACCAGCACAACCCAUGAGGCUGCACAUCGACACGGGGAGCAGUGAUCUCUGGGUCAACACUGCCAGCUCGGCUCUUUGCAGAAGCCAGGGUUCGCCGUGUUCCGUGUCCGGCACCUAUUCAGCCAACGCUUCGUCAACCUACAACUACGUCGGAAGCUGGUUCAACAUUUCAUACGUCGACGGGUCGGGAGCGACAGGAGACUACGUGACGGACAAAUUCACCAUCGGCGGGUCGACUUUGAACGACUUCCAGUUUGGUGUUGGCUACACGAGCUCUUCACCUCAGGCUAUUCUGGGCGUGGGCUACAAGGUCAACGAAGUACAGGUCGGACGCGCCGGUAUGGAACCUUAUGACAACCUACCUGCGAAAAUGGUGGCCCAGGGGCUUAUCCAGUCAAACGCCUUCAGCUUGUGGCUGAACGAUCUGGAUGCUAGUAGGGGGAGCAUCCUCUUUGGAGGAGUCGACACGAAGCAUUACAAGGGCGAGCUGAUGACGUUGCCCAUUCAAAAGCAGUCCGGCACCUUCACUGAGUUCCUUAUUACGUUGACCAAGGUGACACUUGGCUCAAAGACUUUGGAAGAAAACAUGGCUCUGGCAGUGCUGCUCGAUUCGGGCUCUUCUCUCACCUAUCUCCCCGACGACAUGGUAACGACCAUUUACUCCAUGGUUGGCGCCGUUUACCAGCAAGAAGAGGGCGUCGCCUUCAUCCCCUGCAAUACAGCCAACUCUGGCGCCAACAUGACAUUCUCCUUUUCGGAAGCUGUUAUCACGGUGCCCAUGAACGAGCUGGUCCUUGAUCUCAUUGCCAUCACAGGCAAGCGUACUUCGUUUUCCAACGGUGUGGACGCCUGCCUCUUCGGCAUUGCACCAGCCGGCGACGGCACCAACGUCCUCGGCGACACGUUUCUGCGCUCCGCCUAUGUCGUCUACGACAUUGACAACAACGAAAUCUCCUUGGCGCCGACAGAAUUCAACGCCACGAGCUCCAACGUCCUCGAGAUCGGCAAGGGCAAAGGAUCCGUACCGUCUGCCGUUGCCGUCGCGAACCCUGUAGCUGCCACCGCCGGUCUCGUGCGGGGAGGAGGAGGAUUAUUGGGCGGAUCAGGCUCGGAAAACGGGGCACCUUCAAUGGCGCCAUUGGCGGCGUCAUUGCUUGCGGGUUCCGUCGCGUUUGCGGCUGGUCUCUCUCUUUACGUCAUCUAA